Molecule: messenger RNA, 1098 nt
Organism: Limanda limanda (common dab)
Lineage: Eukaryota; Metazoa; Chordata; Actinopteri; Pleuronectiformes; Pleuronectidae
Gene: polr2c
Product: RNA polymerase II subunit C
Exons: 9
Coding region: 96-923 (275 amino acids)
Biological process (GO): DNA-templated transcription
Cellular component (GO): RNA polymerase II, core complex
Molecular function (GO): protein dimerization activity; DNA-directed RNA polymerase activity
Source: RefSeq, a predicted model, not a curated record
UCCUGUGGAGGAAGUGGAUCUUGUGAAGGAGUCUCAACUACAGACUGUUUAUAAAAAGGUCUCAACCUUAGUUCUCCAGGUGUGUGACUGUAACGAUGCCGUAUGCGAACCAACCGACGGUGAAAAUCACUGACCUCUCAGACGAAAAUGUCAAGUUCGUCAUUGAAAACACCGACUUAGCGGUGGCAAAUUCCAUCCGUCGUGUCUUCAUGUCAGAGGUUCCCACUAUAGCAAUAGAUUGGAUCCAGAUCGAUGCCAAUUCCUCAGUACUGCACGAUGAGUUCAUAGCACACAGAGUUGGUCUCAUACCUCUCACAAGUGAUGACAUUGUGGACAAGCUGCAGUAUUCUAGGGACUGUACCUGUGAUGAUUUCUGUCCAGAGUGUUCUGUUGAGCUGACACUGGACGUUCGAUGCACAGACGAUGCGACACGCCACGUCACCUCACGUGAUCUUCUGUCCAACAACCCCAGAGUAAUCCCGGUGACUUCCAGGAGUCGAGACAAUGAUCCCAAUGACUAUGUCGAACAAUAUGACAUUUUGCUGGUGAAGCUUCGUAAAGGUCAGGAGCUGCGACUCAGGGCAUACGCAAAGAAAGGCUUUGGUAAGGAGCACGCCAAGUGGAACCCAACAGCAGGGGUGUCCUUCGAGUAUGACCCAGACAACGCACUACGGCACACAGUCUUCCCACGACCUGAGGAGUGGCCAAAGAGUGAAUAUUCAGAGAUUGAGGAGGAUGAGGUUCAGGCUACCUUUGACCCUAAUGGAAAACCAGAAAGAUUCUUUUACAACGUGGAGUCAUGCGGCUCUCUGCGGCCAGAGACCAUCGUCAUGUCAGCACUGGCCGUCCUCAAGAAGAAACUGAGUGACCUGCAGACGCAGCUCAGCCAUGAGAUCCAGAGUGAUGUGCUCACCAUCAACUGAAGGCGUCUCACUAACUUUGUAAUGAUCACAUGUCACUGUCACAUUCAUGUCUGUGGAAUUUAUGGAUUCUUCCAGACCCUGUGCAGGGGAGUUAGUCCCAGAAUGAUCCAACUAAAGUUUUGUUGCCUUUAGUGAAUCAUUUGAUUGUGUUAAAUAAAUCGUUUUUGGAAGAACA